CGGCGCAUGUGGCCGCACAAGUAUCCGAUUCAACAUGUAUACAACCCUCCCGGGAUCGCGCUUGAUUACGAAGGCGGCUUUGCGCUCAGAUCGGCGCAUAGUUGUUGCGCGUGCGAGCUUGGUAGGUGAAAACCGCGACGAGAGCGACCGCCGCCCCGGCCAUCAUGCUCAAGAAGACGACCACGGCCAAGUUGUGCUGGUCGGAAGAGCCCGCGAGCAUCUGGGACGUCGCCGUGUGUGGCACAAAUUGCGUUUGGAAGGUCGACGCGAGUUCGAGAAUGUCGAGAGCCGAGUCGAACGAGAGCGUUUCGAACGCGUGGAUGUCGAGGCCAGGCGAAGUUGCCGACGCGUUCGUGAGCGAACAGUGGGGGAAUCCCUUGAUGAGUUUCUGGACCUCGCCGUACGCGUCUUUGCAUCGCGAGUUCUUGCGAGCGUUUUCGAGCUUGGCCACGGGAGGAAUCUCGGUUAGCUUGGCCAAGUUUACACCCGUCGACGGAAGGCACAUGAGGACGCUGAAUUUGCUGACGAGAGUGAGCGCUGACUUUUGGAUCGCGGCCAAGUCGCACGUGUUGGGCACAGUCGGGUACACAGCGACCUUGACGGCUGACACGACCAUGCUCCACGUGACACUUUGCACGACGCUCAGUUCCAAGCACCCCUGUUGCGCCGACAAGGUCUGGACGUCCUUGAAGAGGGACUGGCAGUUGGUGGACGCAAUGAACUUGUCGCCUUGCUCUGCGGACGGAAUCACCUUGGCAGCAAGUUGGUCGGGGGUGAUGUUGGCAUCGCUGGCGCAAGUGGCGAAGAACGGGCUCGCUUGCGUCAAGUUGGCGACACCCAAGUAAUUGGCCUCGACGCAGCGCGGCAACGGGGCGGCGGCAGAAGCGACGGACGCAAUCGCGGCAACGAAUGCGAUGCACUUCAUCG
This is a messenger RNA of Aphanomyces invadans, 927 nucleotides long. RefSeq lists its product as hypothetical. The coding region runs from base 165 to 845 and encodes 226 amino acids. The transcript has a single exon. The record is from RefSeq and is a predicted model, not a curated record. NCBI's taxonomy places the organism in Eukaryota, Oomycota, Saprolegniomycetes, Saprolegniales, Verrucalvaceae.